AUGGCCGAUCUCCCCGCACUUUCAUCGCUGCCCUCCCAGUCGCCAGAGACUCAGCUGCGCGUACUAGACACUCUCUUCGAGCCCUCGCCCGAGAUCCACCAAUUGAUGCUUCCUCUACUGGCAAACCAGACCUUCAACUCCUAUACUUCUCUCAUCGACGCCGUGGGAGCUCGUUUUUUUGCGCUGGCUGCGCAAACCUCCCCCGCCGACCGAAAGGUGCUGUUCGGCAUCUUGGGCUCACACCCGCGACUCGGUCGGGCCCCCGCCAACCCCGAACAUCUUAGUGAAUUGAGCAAGAAGGAGCAGGCGCAAUUGAACACGGGUGCUGAGGAGCAGGCGGAGAAGUUGUUGGCGCUGAAUGUGGAGUAUGAGGAGAAGUUCCCCGGACUGCGAUUUGUGACUUUUGUCAAUGGGCGCAGCCGGGAUGUGAUUAUGGUGGAAAUGCGCCAGCGCAUUGACCGGGCGGACCAGGAGAAGGAGAUUACAGAGGCUAUCCAGGCCAUGUGUGACAUUGCCAAGGAUCGUGCACGAAAGCUGCAGGCGCGCAUUUAA
Molecule: messenger RNA, 552 nt
Organism: Penicillium subrubescens
Lineage: Eukaryota; Fungi; Ascomycota; Eurotiomycetes; Eurotiales; Aspergillaceae
Product: 2-oxo-4-hydroxy-4-carboxy-5-ureidoimidazoline decarboxylase
Exons: 3
Coding region: 1-552 (183 amino acids)
Source: RefSeq, a predicted model, not a curated record